Messenger RNA from Canis lupus familiaris (dog), 8621 nucleotides. It is a transcript of the gene BRWD1, whose product is annotated as bromodomain and WD repeat domain containing 1. Gene Ontology annotation, molecular function: protein binding. The coding region runs from base 5 to 6985 and encodes 2326 amino acids. Gene Ontology annotation, biological process: regulation of cell shape; cytoskeleton organization; regulation of transcription by RNA polymerase II. Gene Ontology annotation, cellular component: nucleus. The record is from RefSeq and is a predicted model, not a curated record. The transcript has 42 exons. NCBI's taxonomy places the organism in Eukaryota, Metazoa, Chordata, Mammalia, Carnivora, Canidae.
CGCCAUGGCGGAGCCCCCGCCCGCCCGACGCCCGGUGCCCCUCAUCGAGUCGGAGCUCUACUUCCUCAUCGCCCGGUACCUCUCGGCCGGCCCGUGUCGCAGAGCCGCCCAGGUGCUGGUGCAGGAGCUGGAGCAGUACCAGUUGCUGCCGAAGAGGUUGGACUGGGAGGGCAACGAGCACAACAGGAGCUACGAGGAAUUGGUCUUGUCCAAUAAACAUGUGGCUCCUGAUCAUCUGUUGCAAAUCUGCCAACGCAUUGGUCCCAUGUUGGAUAAAGAAAUUCCACCCAGUAUUUCAAGAGUCACUUCUUUACUUGGUGCAGGAAGGCAGUCUUUGCUACGUACAGCAAAAGACUGCAGGCACACAGUUUGGAAGGGCUCUGCCUUUGCUGCUCUUCACAGAGGAAGACCUCCAGAAAUGCCGGUGAAUUACGGUUCCCCACCCAGUCUUGUGGAGAUACAUCGAGGAAAACAACUCACAGGGUGUUCCACUUUUAGCACAGCAUUUCCAGGAACUAUGUAUCAGCAUAUAAAAAUGCACAGAAGGAUUCUCGGACAUCUAUCUGCUGUUUACUGUGUAGCAUUUGAUAGGACAGGACAUAGAAUCUUUACCGGUUCAGAUGAUUGUUUGGUGAAGAUUUGGUCAACACACAAUGGCCGCCUAUUAUCCACACUAAGAGGUCAUUCUGCAGAAAUUUCAGAUAUGGCAGUAAACUAUGAGAAUACAAUGAUUGCUGCAGGGAGCUGUGAUAAGAUAAUUAGAGUGUGGUGCUUGAGAACUUGUGCCCCAGUUGCUGUGCUCCAAGGACACACGGGGUCAAUCACAUCUUUACAGUUUAGCCCAAUGGCCAAAGGCUCCCAAAGAUACAUGGUCUCUACUGGUGCUGAUGGGACAGUUUGUUUCUGGCAGUGGGAUUUAGAAUCCCUGAAAUUCAGCCCACGUCCCCUGAAGUUCACUGAAAAGCCUAGACCAGGUGUUCAGAUGCUUUGUUCUUCUUUUAGUGUUGGUGGUAUGUUUUUAGCCACUGGUAGUACUGAUCAUGUUAUCAGAAUGUAUUUUUUGGGUUUUGAAGCACCUGAAAAAAUUGCAGAACUUGAAAGCCACACUGAUAAAGUUGAUAGUAUCCAAUUUUGUAACAAUGGUGAUCGGUUCUUAAGUGGUAGCAGAGAUGGAACAGCAAGAAUUUGGAGAUUUGAGCAGUUGGAAUGGAGAAGUAUUUUAUUGGAUAUGGCAACCAGAGUCUCAGGGGACUUAUCUUUGGAAGAGGAAAGGUUUAUGAAACCCAAAGUCACAAUGAUUGCUUGGAAUCAGAAUGAUAGCAUUGUCGUCACAGCUGUGAAUGAUCACGUCCUUAAAGUGUGGAAUUCUUACACAGGACAACUGCUUCAUAACUUACUGGGACAUGCUGAUGAAGUAUUUGUUUUGGAGACACAUCCCUUUGAUUCCAGAAUUAUGUUAUCUGCAGGACAUGAUGGCAGCAUAUUUAUAUGGGAUAUUACAAAAGGCACCAAGGUGAAACAUUAUUUUAAUAUGAUUGAAGGGCAAGGACAUGGAGCUGUCUUUGACUGUAAGUUUUCACAGGAUGGACAGCAUUUUGCCUGUACAGAUUCUCAUGGACACCUUCUGAUAUUUGGUUUUGGAUGCAGCAAGCCAUAUGAAAAGAUUCCUGAUCAGAUGUUCUUCCAUACUGACUAUCGACCACUGAUUAGAGAUUCUAAUAAUUAUGUCUUAGAUGAGCAAACUCAGCAGGCUCCUCACCUUAUGCCUCCACCAUUCUUGGUAGAUGUAGAUGGAAAUCCUCAUCCAACUAAAUAUCAGAGAUUAGUACCAGGCCGAGAAAAUUCUGCAGAUGAACAUUUGGUUCCACAGCUAGGCUAUGUGGCAACAAGUGACGGAGAGGUGAUUGAACAGAUUAUAAGCCUACAAACCAAUGAUAAUGGUGAACGAAGCCCAGAGUCCAGUGUUCUUGAUGGAAUGAUAAGACAGUUGCAGCAGCAGCAGGAUCAGAGAAUGGGAGCAGAUCAGGAUACUCUUCCCAGUGGACUUCCAAGUGGAGAAGAAACACCUCGAAGAGGUUUUAGAAGGCUGAGCUUAGACAUCCAGUCCCCUCCAAACAUUGGUCUGCGUCGCAGUGGACAAGUUGAAGGUGUUCGUCAGAUGCAUCAAAAUGCUCCACGUAGUCAGAUUGCUACAGAACGUGACCUGCAGGCUUGGAAACGAAGAGUGGUUGUACCAGAGGUACCACUAGGCAUAUUUAGGAAGUUGGAAGACUUCAGAAUAGAGAAAGGUGAAGAGGAAAGAAAUCUUUAUAUAAUAGGAAGAAAAAGGAAGACUCUCCAGUUCACACAAAAGUCUGAUUCGGUGGUUUUGCUGUCACAGUCUAGGCAGAGGUCAUGCAGGCGCAAAUACCCAAAUUAUGGAAGAAGAAAUCUUGGCCGGCUUGAGUUAUCUUCUGGAAAUGAAUCUUCAAGCUCUAUAAGACAUACUUCCUGUGAUCAGAGUGAAGGCUCUUGUUCCUCUGAAGAAGAAGAGUGGAGGAGUGAUAGAAGAAGUGAGAGUGACAGCGAGAGUUCAAGUGACUCAUCAUCUAGAUACUCUGAUUGGACUGCUGAUGCAGGCAUCAAUCUGCAGCCGCCUUUACGGACAUCUUCGCGUCGGCGAGUUACUCGCUUUUGCAGUAGUUCAGAGGAUGAGAUGUCUACUGAGAAUUUAUCUCCUCCAAAAAGGAGGCGAAAGAGAAAAAAAGAAAAUAAGCCUAAAAAAGAGAACUUGCGGAGGAUGACUCCAAUGGAGCUUGCAAAUAUGGAACAUUUAUAUGAAUUUCAUCCUCCAGUUUGGAUAACUGACACCACCCUUCGGAAGUCUCCUUUUGUUCCUCAAAUGGGUGAUGAGGUAAUAUAUUUUCGACAGGGUCAUGAAGCUUAUAUUGAGGCUGUCAGAAGAAAUAACAUUUAUGAACUGAACCCUAACAAAGAGCCAUGGAGAAAAAUGGACCUUAGGGAUCAAGAAUUGGUCAAAAUAGUUGGAAUACGAUAUGAGGUUGGGCCCCCUACACUCUGUUGCCUCAAACUAGCAUUUAUAGAUCCUGCGACUGGAAGACUAAUGGACAAAUCGUUCUCUAUUAGAUAUCAUGAUAUGCCAGAUGUUAUUGACUUUCUUGUAUUGCGUCAAUUUUAUGAUGAAGCAAGACAGAGGAAUUGGCAGUCUUGUGACAGGUUUCGUUCUAUCAUUGAUGAUGCCUGGUGGUUUGGGACGGUGCUGAGUCAAGAGCCAUAUCAGCCACAGUACCCAGAUAGUCAUUUCCAGUGCUACAUCGUUAGGUGGGACAAUACUGAAAUUGAAAAACUUAGCCCAUGGGACAUGGAACCAAUUCCUGAUAAUGUUGAUCCACCUGAAGAAUUAGGAGCUAGUAUUUCUGUCACUUCAGAUGAGCUAGAGAAAUUGCUCUACAAACCACAAGAUGGUGAAUGGGGUCAGAAAUCGAGAGAUGAAGAGUGUGAACGAAUUAUUAGUGGCAUAGAUCAACUUUUGAAUCUUGACAUAGCAGCAGCUUUUGCAGGUCCAGUUGAUCUGUGUACAUAUCCGAAGUACUGUACUGUAGUAGCUUAUCCAACUGAUCUUUACACAAUCCGAAUGAGACUUGUUAAUAGAUUUUACAGGAGGCUAUCCGCAUUAGUUUGGGAAGUCAGAUAUAUAGAACAUAAUGCCAGGACAUUUAAUGAACCUGAGAGUGUAAUUGCAAGAUCAGCUAAGAAGAUAACUGACCAACUUUUAAAAUUUAUAAAGAAUCAAGACUGUACAAAUAUCUCAGAACUUUCCAACACUUCUGAAAAUGAUGAGCAAAAUGCCGAGGAUUUGGAUGAUAGUGAUCUUCCUAAAACAUCUUCGGGAAGAAGGAGAGUCCGCGAUUGGAAAAAAAGGAGCAUCAAAGCAACCAACUAUGUUGAAAGUAACUGGAAGAAACAGUGUAAGGAACUAGUGAACUUAAUUUUUCAGUGUGAAGAUUCUGAACCAUUUAGACAACCUGUUGAUUUGGUUGAAUAUCCAGACUACCGAGAUAUUAUAGAUACUCCAAUGGAUUUUGGAACAGUAAGGGAAACUUUAGAAGCAGGAAAUUAUGACAGCCCUUUGGAAUUUUGCAAAGACAUCCGGUUGAUAUUUAGCAAUGCAAAAGCAUAUACACCAAACAAAAGAUCAAAGAUUUACAGUAUGACCUUGAGAUUGUCUGCCUUAUUUGAAGAAAAAAUGAAGAAAAUCUCCUCUGAUUUUAAAAUUGGCCAAAAAUUCAAUGAGAAACUCCGAAGAAGCCAGAGGUUCAAGAGACGACAGAAUUGUAACCGUGUCAAUCAGGCUAACAAAAGUAUCAGAAAUAUCAAGCAGAAGCGGUUAAAAUCUCAGACAAAAGUAAUUCCUGAAUUGGUAGGUUCUCCUACUCAGUCUACCUCCAGUAGGGCUGCUUAUUCUGCAAGCCACAAGACCAGUGCUAGUGUCUCUUCAGGUAUGACGUCUGGGGACUCCUCAGAUUCAGCAGGAUCAGGAUCAUCAGAAAGAAUGAGAAGUAGGCCUGUCACUCUAAACAAUGGCUCUACAUUAUCUGAAAGUGAAAUGGAAGAUUCCUUAGGUACCUCUUCAUCAUCAGCUUCAAAUAGUUCAGAGGAAAGCAAAGAGAGUUCAAGACCUCGUGAAUCUUCUUUACGUAGUGGGCUGGCCAGAAGCAGCAAUCUCAGGGUGACCAGAACCAGAGCUGCUCAAAGAAAAACUGGUCCAGUUUCUUUAGAAAAUGGUUGUGGCAAAAAAGCCACUCGAAAGAGAGUCUAUUUAAGUGACUCGGAUAACAAUUCAUUGGAGACUGGUGAAAGUCUGAAAGCCAGGGCUGGAAAUAACCGGAAAGUGCUCCGGAAGUGUGCUGCUGUGGCUGCCAAUAAGAUAAAACUAAUGAGUGAUGUGGAAGAGAACUCCAGCUCUGAAAGUGUCUGUUCUGGACGUAAGCUGCCUCACCGUAAUGCUUCUGCUGUGGCUAGAAAAAAGUUAUUACACAAUUCUGAAGAUGAUCAGAGCUUAAAGUCAGAGAUUGAAGAAGAGGAUCUGAAAGAUGGAAAUCAGCCAUCACCACUGGCUGGUUCUCAUGCUGCCCAGAAUACUGUGAAUGAGUCUGAAAAUGGGGAUUCAGAGUCAGAAAGUGAUUUGCGAGUAGCCCGCAAAAAUUGGCAUGCCAAUGGUUAUAAGUCACAUACUCCAGCAACUUCUAAAACAAAAUUUCUUAAAAUAGAGUCCUCUGAGGAAGAUUCUAAAAGUCAUGAUUCAGAUAAUGUACAUAACAGAACUGCUGGUCCAUCCACAUCUGGGCAGAAACUUAAGGCUGAGAGUGCCUCAGAGGAAGAAGAGGAAGCAGAUUCUGAACCAAGAAAGUAUGCCGGUAGGAAAUACAACACAGGCCGCAAGAAUCUUGCUUUCCUUAAAAAAGCAAAGAUUUUCAGUGACUCGGAGGACUCCGAAUCUGAAGAGCAAGAUAGAGAAGAUGGCAGCUGUCACAGAAUGGAAGCGACCUUGAUUAGAGGGGGUUCGAAGUGUGAACCCACUGCUGGGUCCCAUUGCUUCUCAGAUCACGUAUCUGAGACUGAUUUGGAUUCAGAUGAUGACAAAACAAAAGAAAAACCAAACAAUUUUAUGAAAGAUUCUACAUCACAGGACCAUGGUCAGAGCAGAAAAGUUUCCAGGAAAAGGGUCUGUUCCAGUGACUCAGACAGCAACUCAAAGGUGGUUAAGAGGUCAUCAAAAGCCAGAAUGGGUCUCCUCAGGACUCCUCGAAGAUGUGCAACUACUGCUGCCAGUAAGAUUAAGCUCAUGAGUGACGUGGAAGAUGGCUGCUUAGAAAGCAUGUGUACUAGAAGCAAAAAUGGAAGGAAAAAACCCCUCCAUUCUGCAGGUGCCACAGCAAAGAAGACGGUGAGUGAUUCUGAGGGAGACGUAAACUGUGAAGUGCCAAAUGAGAAGUGUGCCUGCGAAGGGAGGCCACCUGAAGCGGACUCGGAAGGCAGUGCGAAGAGUAUUCGUCCGUCUGUAAAUGGAGACUCGGACUCCGAAGGUCUGCUGAGCCCCGACCAUAAGAAGAGGCACAGCAAGAGUCUCAGAACAAAUGUUGGACCUUCUGACACAAAGAAUUCCUCGAUUGGGUCUUCAGAGGAAGAGUCAAAAAGCCAUAUUCCAGGGGGUGAGAUGGAUAGAAAAUGUCCUUCAGAAUCUGCUUUGGUGCAGAAAGCUACCGCAGAGAAUACGUUCGAGGAGGACCUGAAUUACGGGCUGCGCAGGUGGAACGGCAGGAGGCUCAGGACCUACGGGAAGGCCCCGUUCAGCAAGACCAAAGUGCUGCGGGCGUCGCAGGCCGCUGAGGCGGAGGUGAGGAGGAAGCGGCUGCAUCCUGAGCCCGAGGAGGGCGUGCGGGCUGAAACAGCAGGUGCUUCCCAGCUUGGGCCUGACCCUGGCCCCAAAUCCGACUCUGAGUUGGUGUCUGUGACUGAAUCAGACGUGGACUGUGCCAAGGAUGCGAAAACCAAAAAGAGGAAAACGAGAGGAAAAGCAAAAGCGGUGAGAAAAGAAUCUGUUCCUAGAGACAGAGAACCCAAUACAAAAAUGAGAACAUGCAUGCAUAAUCAGAAGGCUGCAGUGCAAAUGCCUAGUGAGACUCUGAAAGCAAACAUGGUGCCUGAGAAAGUUCUCCGCAGAUGUGCCGCUGUGGCUGCAAAUAAAAUAAAAAUAAUGAGUAAUCUAAAGGAAACGAUUUCAGGACCAGAAAAUGUCUGGAUUAGGAAGAGCAGCAGAAAGCUGCCCCAUCGAAAUGCUUCUGCUGCGGCUAAGAAAAAAUUACUGAGUGUUUAUAAAGAGGAUGAUACAACCAGAAAUUCUGACAGUGAAAAAGAGCUAGAAGACACUAAUAGCAAAAUGCCUUUUUUAAGGCGGUUCAGAUCCUGGAAAGAAACCGCAUAAUAGUGACCAUGGAAAUGUGGAAGUGGGAUUUGAAAGCAAUCGGGCCACAAGAAAACUGGCGGUUGCAUUCUGCUCUGAGCGCCAAAGUUAAUCCCUGGUUGGCACCUUUUCCAGGGAUUUUCUAAAAGCCAUAACCCAGCAGGUCACAGUGGGAGGAAGCCUUCCUUCCAGGGAGUCUUUGUACAGGAACCCACUACAGAGAAUCUGAGGGGGGAACAGAUGUUGAAGCCUGUAGUGCAGAGGUGGAAAGAAGAGACAAGUGGCCUGUCCUAAGGCUGUUCCUUUCCAGAAAGGAAGGGCGUUGAGGAAAGCUCUUGAUUCCUUAGAGGAAGAAAAUAAUGGGAAAUGCACAGGGUCUGUAGCAAAAACUUCAAGGACUGAAAAAAAAUGUCAACAUCACAACCUAAUGCUAAUUUUGAGGGUUCUGCAUCAGAGAAUAAAAAUUCAGACCAGCAUGGCUACGGUGUCAUUACUGAGAAGUAAGAGGGAAAACUCUAAGUAGGCACAUUUCCAGAGGAAGUGCCAUUGAGCCUAUUUGACCAAGCAAACACUUUAAAUAUUAAAGACCCAAUCCCUAUAGUUCACAACUUCAAAAGCCAAAAAGCAAACUAGAAGGACCCGGGGAUUCAUUGAUGGGGAUGGUGAUAAGUGAGCUCUGAAGUAGAGUGGGAAACAGGCAAUUAGUGAAAACCCAUUAAUGUCUUAUUUUGUCUAUAAUAUUGGAAUUCAUACUGAAUGGUGACCUCUUGAUACGAGUAAUUCAGGGAAUAUAUAUUUUUCUAUGAAGGCAAUGAAUGUGACUAUCACAACUUCUUUUCCUCAUUUUUACUUGCACAUAACAGCAUUUACGGAGAUGCCGAAACGUGCCUCAUGAUAGGCAAGGUCUUAGGUUUAAUCAGUUAGAAAAGGUACAGAUGAAGAUCAAAACAGUCAUAUUUUUGGAUGAUAACAGUGACAUCCUCUUACAUUUCUCUAUAGCACCUUAAAAAUUAGUACUUUAUGAACACUUUUAGCAAAUUAAUUACAGUCUCAUCACAACAAACUUAUGGCAGCAUGUAUUGGCUCUUCCAUUGUGGCCUUUGCUAGGAUUAGAAAAUCUGAUCUUGAUACUGUAAAGAAUUCUUUGCAAUGAGGUUUAAUUUGUUAACAGGUAUUUGUUGAAGUUAAGAUCGCCAGAUUAAAUGAAUGCACUGUUAAAUCUUUUUUUAACACAGUAACAUGCUAUUGAAAAAGUGAAUUGUUAGAAGCAAGUUGUUUUCCCAUUUAAAAUUAUCUGUGAAUAUUAAUAUAUGAUUUGCAUGUGUAAAUCAAAAAAGUAAAAUAUAGAAACCUAAGAGUUUCUAUUCUUUUUUCAUUAAAAGACUAAUGUAAUGCAUAUAUUUUGGUUAUACAGAUAGACCCAAGUGUCUAGAUUACUUGAGAAAUUUGUGGUUGCAUGUCUGCUUAAAAAAAGGCGUUUUGUCGUUUUCGUUUUUUUUUUUCUUCCCCUUAGCAUAAGCCGGAAUAUUUCUAACCUACAGAGUCUGUGUCCUUUGCUCUGUUAAUAUAUACUUUCAUCUGAAAUACCGAUACCAGUAUCUUGUUACUACAGGUGAGGAAAGGAAGAAUUCCUAAUAAACUAAUAUUUUUAGGCGCA